Melopsittacus undulatus (budgerigar) is the source of this 1100-nucleotide messenger RNA. Its product is annotated as voltage-dependent calcium channel gamma-5 subunit. The transcript is spliced from 5 exons. Gene Ontology annotation, molecular function: channel regulator activity; voltage-gated calcium channel activity. Lineage: Eukaryota; Metazoa; Chordata; Aves; Psittaciformes; Psittaculidae. The coding region runs from base 94 to 933 and encodes 279 amino acids. Gene Ontology annotation, cellular component: AMPA glutamate receptor complex; postsynaptic density membrane. The record is from RefSeq and is a predicted model, not a curated record. Gene Ontology annotation, biological process: postsynaptic neurotransmitter receptor diffusion trapping; transmission of nerve impulse; regulation of AMPA receptor activity.
AAGACUGGACACAUCCAUCCCCAAAGAAGGCUGCAGAAGGCUCCGUGCCGACGGCUGCAUCCCCGCUCCCGGCAGCCGCUGCCUCGACCCCUUAUGCUGUUGGGGAUGAGUGCCUGCAGCAGGAAGGCACUGACCCUGCUCAGCAGUGUGUUUGCUGUCUGUGGCCUCGGCCUCCUGGGCAUCUCCGUCAGCACCGACUACUGGCUCUACCUGGAGGAGGGCAUCGUCCAGCCCCAAAACCAGACGGCCGAGAUCAAACUAUCCCUGCACUCGGGGCUCUGGAGGGUCUGCUUCCUGGCAGGUGAAGAGCAUGGCCGGUGCUUCACUAUUGAAUACAUCAUGCCUAUGAACAUCCAGCUGACGUCUGAGUCCACGGUCAAUGUCCUGAAGAUGAUCCGCUCCGCCACCCCCUUCCCUCUGGUCAGCCUCUUCUUCAUGUUCAUCGGCUUCAUCCUGAGCAACAUUGGCCACAUUCGGCCUCACAGGACCAUCCUCGCCUUUGUCUCGGGGAUAUUCUUCAUCCUCUCGGGUCUGUCCUUAGUGGUGGGGCUGGUCCUCUACAUAUCCAGCAUUAACGACGAGAUGCUGAACAGGACCAAGGACUCUGACACGUUCUUCAAUUACAAAUAUGGGUGGUCAUUUGCCUUCUCUGCCAUCUCAUUCCUUCUCACAGAGAGCGCCGGGGUGAUGUCCGUUUACCUCUUCAUGAAGCGAUACAUGGCCGAGGACAUCUACAGACCUCACCCCAGCUUCUACCGUCCCCGUCUGAGCAACUGCUCCGACUACUCGGGGCAGUUCUUGCACCCAGAUGCAUGGGCACGGGGUCGGAGCCCUUCGGAUAUCUCCAGCGAGGCCUCCCUGCAGAUGAACAGUAGCUACCCUGCUCUGCUCAAGUGUCCUGACUAUGACCAGAUGUCCUCGUCCCCGUGCUGAGCCCCACCAGCCCUGCGCCCGCUCCCACCCCAGCACCGAUGGUCGCUGGCUCCGUUUGUCAUUGGUUUUUUAGGCCACUCUUUCAGAGCAAUUCUCUAUUUAUAGGAGUGUAAAUAUAACCAGGGAGAUUGGUUAUAUAACCAACCAUGAAACCCGGAGAAUUGGGA